Arctia plantaginis is the source of this 1842-nucleotide messenger RNA. Lineage: Eukaryota; Metazoa; Arthropoda; Insecta; Lepidoptera; Erebidae. The record is from the annotation of a GenBank genome assembly.
AUGUCUAUAUUUCAAACCAUAAUAAAAACAGGCAAAAGACAAUUUUAUAAAAAUUUACUAAAAUCUUCCCAUGUUUCAUGUAAAUGUUUUAAUGCCCGUAAAUCUUCAGAUGUUUCAAGGAAGUUCAUAUCGUUUGAUGAAGUGGUGGCGCAGAGGAGAACUGAAGCGAGACAGAGUAUCGUAGUGCAAGUAAAUUCAGAAGCCUCGUUCAAUGAACUGUACGGUUAUUGUUCUAAAUAUGCUACCAUCAAAGGAAUAUAUCAUUAUAAAAAUUCUUCACAAGAGCAUUUCAUGCUCAUUGAGUUCGAUUCUGAGGAUAACAUGAAGGAAGUGCUACGAUCAUGUAGUGCACACCAUAAAGACUUGGAUGUAAUGGCCUUGAAGUCCCCAUUCCUAUGGUUCAGAGCUGCUAUUGGGAGAAAAGAAACAUUUUCUCCACCAACAGCUACACUUUUAUCUCUGAACAGCAGUUCAUUAGUGGAUGAAGAUGUGAUGUUGCAAGAUAUGGUGAAGUGUUCUACAGUAUCAGAACAAAUGCAGUUGUUAUAUGAUAGAACUUUUUUGAAUGAUUUUGGGACCCGGUUAAGAUAUAUAGUGGCACGACAGCUAGAAUGUGUAUUGCAAAGCCUGUAUGCUAACAUAGCAGUGAGGCCAUUUGGUUCAUCGGUUAAUGGCUUUGGGAGGAUGGGCUGUGACCUGGAUCUUGUGCUAACCAAUGUUGUCACUGAGGACAUGUUGGAUGCGUCUCGGCGGCUAGUGUAUCAAGACAAGAAGUGUGAAGGUGGGCGAAGUCCAUGGCAACGUCACAUAGAGAGUGUCGGAGAGCUUCUCGAACUGCGUGUACCAGGGGCCACAAGGCUGCAGCGGAUACUACACGCCAGGGUGCCUAUCCUCAAGUUUUCACAUGAGUAUACCGAUCUCGAAUGUGAUCUAUGCUACAAUAAUAUGUCCGGUGUGUACAUGUCAGAGCUUCUGUGGCAAUUUGGAGCUCUGGACCCUAGAGUCCGCCCCCUCACGUUCGCGGUGCGGCGCUGGGCCAAGACGGUGGGGCUGACAAAUCCUCACCCUGGCCGGUGGAUCACCAACUUCUCCCUCACACUGAUGGUACUGUUCUUCCUUCAACAGAAGUCUGCCGAAGGAUGUGUGUUGCCGCCUCUAAAAGAUUUAGUUAAGAGAGCCGGAAAAGAAGACGUAAGAAUAACAGACGAAAGUCUCAACUGUACAUUUCUCCGAGACCUGAACAAGCUGCCAGUGGAGUGUUACUCACAGAAAAAGGCGAGCCUGGAAUCCCUACUUCUGCAAUUUUUUGAGUUUUACUCGCAGUUUGAGUUCCAGGACAAAGCGAUCUCUAUUAACGAGGGCACGGCUGUGAGGAAACCGAACGGUCUACCGCUGUAUAUAGUGAAUCCUCUAGAACAAGCGUUGAAUGUCAGCAGAAACGUUAGCUUUGAAGAGUGCGAGCGACUCAAAUUAGAGGUCAGAAAUGCCGCCUGGCAACUAGAAGGUUUUGAAGGGCAGAAAGAAGACGACUGGGGUCUCAUAAGUUUAAUAGAAAAGAAAUCCACUCGGGGUCUAAAAAAGUUACUCCGUGUAGGAAACUCUCACAGAUUAAUAUCGGUUAAGGACUUGUUUGAUGACACAGAAGAGGUUAUGUCUGAAAAUAACUUGAGAAGUAAACUACAAAGACUGACGCCGAAGAGUGAUAGUCAGGUCGAUAAGAGUGUAAAAGAGAUGAAAAAUAUGCUAAGUAAUGUGAAAGAUAGAAAGGAAAAUAAAAUGAAAUUAAAAAAUAGUCAGGUGGCAAGUCAAGUGCAUAGGAUACAGAGAGAGAAGAUUGUUUGA